AUGGGAAGAAGACAUAGGCAUGUAACUGAUGAGGACGAUGAGGAGAACCUUGGUGGUGAUGAUGCUAAUGGAGAUGAUGAUGUGUAUAUGUAUCCGACUGACAUGCACCCUGAUGAGCGGCAUGGUUAUAAAGAGACAGUUCAAGCAUCAAAAGCUGCUAAAUGGAAUCGACAACAAAAAGAACAUUUUGUAAAAGGCAAAAGAAAAACAGGUAGCACAAUCUUCCUCAAAUCUGUUGAUGCAUCAAAUAAUAUAAAGGACAACAAAUACAUAUAUGGUUUGUUGAAGGAUGUGAUCAAGGAAGUUGGGAAACAAAAUGUGGUACAAAUAGUUACAGAUAAUGGGUCGGCAUUCGUGAAGGCGAGGAAGUUGUUAAUGAAGAAAUACAAUCUUUAUUGGACUCCGUGUGUAGCACAUUGCAUCGGCUUAAUGUUCGAAGACAUCGGUAAAAGGACGAGUGUUACAGAUGUGAUUACAAAAGCUCGAAAGAUAACCAACUUCAUUUAUAACCAUAGUUGGUUGCUUGCGCAGAUGUGGAAAGUGUGUGGUGGAGACAUAGUUCGUCCUGGAGCAACAAGAUUUGCAACCAAUUAUAUGGCCCUCGACAGUCUUUUGAAAAAGAAAGCAAACUUGAAGAAAGUGUUUAUCAGUGAUGAAUGGGCACAACACAACUUAAGUCGCACAUUAAUCGGCAAAGAAGUUGAAUCACUUAUGUUUGACCAUGCGUACUGGGAGAGAGUGGGAAAGCUAGUGUCAAUAUAUGAGGCGCUAUACACGGUUCUUUGCAUUGUCGAUUCAAAAGUUGUUCCUACAAUACCAUUUGUGUACGAAUUGAUUCGAGUUAUGAAAGAGAACCUCAUUCGACUUAAUGCUAAAGAAUGGGUGUUAGAAAUAAUUACAGAUCGUUGGGAUAGAACUCUUAAUCAUCCUCUUCAUGCAGUAGAUUUCAAUAUAAACGUGGAGUUGGUACUGAUCCUGAUCUACUUCAAGUUGUUUAUGAAGUUUUUACGAAAUAAGAUCCUACAUCAGAAGGUCUUAGUCAAUUUGGAAAUGAGAUUAUACUAUUCCGAGAUGCAAAAAGAGGAUUCGGUGAUCGAGCAACGAUUGCUUCGAGGUCAGAAAUGGUUCUCGAUGAUGAAGAUGGAAAUCCCGACCCAUGAAUUGCCGCACAUGUCCGAGAAGCAGGUGUCGAUGUUGAUCGAGUGUUAUCCGAAGAAGUUCAUACUGAUAGUUUCAUCCAAGACACGAGAGAUUCAUUUCGACAAGGAAUUUCUCAGCCGACAGUCACUUCUUGACCUUCUUUUGACUCCACGAGUGUUGAACAUAGUAGUAGACCUAGUGCUACUGGUACUUCUGCUUCCAGUUAUGAUGGUUCAAGAGGAGAGGGACCAAUGA
Molecule: messenger RNA, 1395 nt
Organism: Vitis riparia (riverbank grape)
Lineage: Eukaryota; Viridiplantae; Streptophyta; Magnoliopsida; Vitales; Vitaceae
Exons: 5
Coding region: 1-1395 (464 amino acids)
Source: RefSeq, a predicted model, not a curated record